This is a messenger RNA of Phacochoerus africanus (Common warthog), 8908 nucleotides long. It is a transcript of the gene BRWD3, whose product is annotated as bromodomain and WD repeat domain containing 3. Gene Ontology annotation, molecular function: protein binding. Bases 240 to 5642 code for a protein of 1800 amino acids. The record is from RefSeq and is a predicted model, not a curated record. Gene Ontology annotation, cellular component: nucleus. Lineage: Eukaryota; Metazoa; Chordata; Mammalia; Artiodactyla; Suidae. Gene Ontology annotation, biological process: cytoskeleton organization; regulation of transcription by RNA polymerase II; regulation of cell shape. The transcript has 41 exons.
CUCCCUCCUCUUCUCUCUCUCCCUCUCCUUCCUCCUCCGCCUCCUCAGCUCUUGGGCUAGAAUAUCUAUGGGUCGAAACGUGAUGCGAUGAAUCCGAGAGAGACCGAAACUGGGACGAGGAGUGCGGCGGAAGCGGCGGGACUCCUGGGCAUGGGGGCUUCACCACAAUAGAGGCAGCGCCCCCACCCGCUCCCGCCAGCCCCUCCGGAACGAAGCCCCCAAAACCCCUCGGGAAAAGGAUGGCGGCGGCACCUACCCAGAUUGAAGCCGAGCUGUAUUACCUGAUCGCUAGAUUCCUGCAGUCCGGACCCUGCAACAAAUCUGCCCAGGUGCUAGUGCAGGAGCUCGAGGAGCAUCAGCUUAUUCCGCGCCGCUUAGACUGGGAGGGGAGAGAGCACCGAAGAAGCUUCGAGGAUCUGGUGGCAGCCAAUGCACACAUUCCUCCAGACUACCUCCUUAAAAUUUGUGAGCGGAUUGGUCCCUUACUAGAUAAGGAGAUCCCUCAGAGUGUUCCUGGGGUACAGACUUUACUAGGUGUUGGUCGGCAGUCUCUGUUACGGGAUGCCAAAGACUGUAAGAGUACACUAUGGAAUGGAUCUGCUUUUGCAGCUCUACAUAGAGGCAGACCUCCAGAACUACCUGUAAAUUAUGUGAAACCUCCAAAUGUGGUGAAUAUCACUUCUGCCAGGCAAUUAACCGGAUGUAGUCGCUUCAGCCAUAUUUUCCCUUCAUCUGCUUACCAGCACAUUAAGAUGCAUAAGAGAAUUCUGGGACACUUGUCAUCUGUCUACUGUGUAGCAUUUGACAGAAGUGGGAGAAGAAUUUUUACAGGCUCAGAUGACUGCUUGGUGAAAAUUUGGGCAACAGAUGAUGGACGCCUCCUUGCUACACUUCGAGGGCACUCUGCUGAAAUUUCUGACAUGGCUGUUAACUAUGAAAACACUCUUAUUGCCGCAGGCAGCUGUGAUAAGGUUGUAAGAGUGUGGUGUCUUCGAACUUGUGCGCCAGUUGCAGUCCUUCAGGGACAUUCAGCUUCUAUUACUUCCAUACAGUUUUGUCCAUCAACUAAAGGCACAACAAGAUACCUCACUUCUACUGGUGCUGAUGGAACAAUUUGUUUCUGGCAAUGGCAUGUAAAAACAAUGAAGUUUAGAGAUCGCCCAGUGAAAUUUACUGAAAGAUCUAGACCAGGAGUUCAGAUAUCUUGUUCAUCUUUCAGUUCUGGUGGUAUGUUCAUUACAACAGGUAGCACUGACCAUGUAAUUAGAAUAUAUUAUUUGGGUUCUGAGAUCCCUGAGAAAAUUGCUGAAUUAGAGUCACAUACGGAUAAGGUUGUUGCUGUUCAGUUCUGUAACAAUGGAGACAGUUUAAGAUUCGUUAGUGGAAGUAGAGAUGGAACAGCAAGAAUUUGGCAAUAUCAGCAACAAGAAUGGAAGAGUAUAGUGCUAGAUAUGGCUACUAAAAUGACUGGGAAUAAUUUACCAUCUGGUGAAGACAAGGUCACUAAACUUAAAGUGACUAUGGUGGCCUGGGAUCGCUAUGACACCACAGUCAUUACUGCAGUGAAUAAUUUUCUUUUGAAAGUAUGGAAUUCUAUCACAGGCCAGCUUCUUCAUACUUUAUCUGGGCAUGAUGAUGAAGUAUUUGUUUUGGAAGCACAUCCAUUUGAUCAAAGGAUCAUACUUUCGGCAGGUCAUGAUGGGAACAUUUUUAUUUGGGACCUUGACCGGGGGACCAAAAUUCGGAAUUAUUUUAACAUGAUUGAAGGCCAAGGCCACGGUGCAGUGUUUGACUGUAAAUUUUCACCAGAUGGAAACCAUUUUGCCUGCACUGAUUCUCAUGGGCAUUUGCUGCUUUUUGGAUUUGGAUGCAGUAAAUACUAUGAAAAGAUUCCAGAUCAGAUGUUCUUCCAUACGGAUUAUCGACCGCUUAUCCGUGAUGCCAACAACUAUGUAUUGGAUGAACAAACCCAACAAGCUCCUCAUCUCAUGCCUCCCCCAUUCUUGGUGGAUGUUGAUGGAAACCCUCAUCCCACAAAAUUCCAAAGGCUAGUACCAGGACGGGAAAAUUGUAAAGAUGAACAACUUAUACCACAGCUGGGAUAUGUGGCUAAUGGUGAUGGUGAAGUAGUAGAACAGGUUAUUGGGCAACAAACCAAUGACCAAGAUGAGAGCAUUCUGGAUGGAAUAAUCAGGGAGUUACAAAGAGAACAAGAUCUGAGACUAAUUAAUGAAGGAGAUGUUCCACAUUUUCCAAUUAAUAGAUCAUAUUCUGCUAAUGGUGCUCUGAGAAAUCCAAAUAUGGACAUAUCUUCUUCCCCAAACAUUGGACUCCGACGUAGUGGUCAAAUUGAAGGUGUCCGACAAAUGCAUAACAAUGCUCCUCGAAGCCAGAUGGCCACUGAACGAGACCUCAUGGCAUGGAGCAGAAGAGUAGUGGUCAAUGAACUAAAUAAUGGGGUUAGUAGGGUUCAGGAAGAAUGUCGAACUGCAAAAGGUGAUAUAGAAAUCAGUCUUUAUACAGUUGAAAAGAAGAAAAAGCCAUCUUAUACUACCCAAAGGAAUGAUUAUCAGCCUAGCUGUGGGCGUUCUUUACGAAGGACACAACGUAAGCGUCAGCAUACAUACCAAACACGGUCCAAUAUAGAGCAUAAUUCACAAGCAUCAUGUCAAAAUUCAGGUGUACAAGAAGACUCCAAUAGCUCCUCAGAGGAAGAUGAAACAGUUGGCACAAGUGAUGCUUCUGUAGAGGAUCCUAUUAUUGAAUGGCAAAGUGAAAGUUCCUCCAGUGACUCAUCAAGUGAAUAUUCUGAUUGGACAGCAGAUGCCGGAAUAAAUUUGCAACCUCCAAAAAGGCAAACCAGACAGGCAACAAGGAAAAUAUGCAGCAGCUCGGAGGAAGAGAAUUUGAAGUCACUAGAAGAAAGGCAGAAGAAACCAAAACAGACUAGAAAGAAGAAAGGAGGACUGGUUUCUAUGGCAGGUGAGCCCAAUGAAGAAUGGUUUGCUCCUCAGUGGAUCUUGGAUACCAUACCACGACGUUCCCCCUUUGUCCCACAGAUGGGAGAUGAGCUCAUCUAUUUUAGGCAAGGCCAUGAAGCUUAUGUACGAGCUGUAAGAAAAUCAAAAAUAUACAGCGUUAAUUUACAAAAACAGCCAUGGAAUAAAAUGGAUCUCAGGGAACAAGAGUUUGUUAAGAUUGUGGGUAUCAAAUAUGAGGUUGGACCACCUACACUCUGUUGCUUGAAGCUUGCAUUUCUGGACCCCAUUUCCGGCAAAAUGACUGGAGAAUCUUUUUCCAUUAAGUAUCAUGACAUGCCAGAUGUCAUUGACUUCCUUGUGCUACAUCAAUUUUAUAAUGAAGCCAAAGAAAGGAAUUGGCAGAUUGGUGAUAGAUUCCGCAGUAUAAUAGAUGACGCCUGGUGGUUUGGGACUGUGGAGAGUCAGCAGCCUUUUCAACCAGAGUAUCCUGAUAGUUCUUUCCAGUGUUACAGUGUUCACUGGGACAAUAACGAGAGAGAAAAGAUGAGCCCUUGGGAUAUGGAGCCAAUUCCAGAAGGAACUGCCUUUCCAGAUGAAGUUGGCGCUGGUGUUCCUGUAUCCCAAGAGGAACUAACUGCUUUGCUAUAUAAACCCCAAGAAGGAGAGUGGGGGGCUCAUUCCAGAGAUGAGGAAUGUGAACGAGUUAUUCAGGGCAUCAACCACCUUCUUUCCCUGGAUUUUGCCAGCCCUUUUGCUGUCCCAGUGGAUCUCAGUGCCUAUCCCUUGUAUUGUACUGUAGUUGCUUAUCCAACUGACCUCAACACUAUCAGGCGGAGACUUGAAAAUCGCUUUUACAGGAGGAUAUCAGCAUUGAUGUGGGAAGUACGCUACAUUGAGCAUAAUGCUAGGACUUUCAAUGAGCCAGACAGUCCUAUAGUGAAAGCAGCCAAAAUUGUAACUGAUGUCUUACUUCGAUUUAUUGGGGAUCAGAGCUGUACUGAUAUACUGGAUACUUAUAAUAAGAUUAAAGCAGAAGAACUAAACAGUACUGAUGCAGAGGAGGAUACGGAAAUAGUUGACUUAGAUUCAGAUGGUCCUGGUACUUCAUCUGGAAGAAGAGUCAAAUGCCGAGGCAGGAGACAGUCUUUAAAGUGUAAUCCUGAUGCUUGGAGAAAACAAUGCAAGGAACUUUUGGGCCUAAUUUAUGAACGUGAAGAUUCAGAGCCAUUUCGACAGCCAUCUGAUCAUCUUUCCUACCCAGGCCAUCAAGAGCAAGAGGAUGAAUCCUCUGAGUCAGUUAUUCCAGAACGCCAACAAGAUCCACCUGUUGGUGAGGAUUAUCAAGAUGUUAUAGACACUCCUAUGGACUUCAGCACUGUGAAAGAAACUUUGGAAGCAGGAAACUAUGGUAGUCCUCUGGAAUUUUAUAAGGAUGUUCGCCAAAUAUUCAGCAACUCCAAAGCUUAUACCUCUAAUAAAAAGUCAAGGAUCUAUAGCAUGACACUGCGAUUAUCUGCCUUAUUUGAAAGUCGUAUUAAAAAUAUCAUCUCUGAAUAUAAGUCAGCAAUCCAGAGUCAGAAGAGGAGAAGGCCACGGUACAGAAAACGUCUAAGAAGCAGCAGCAGUUCAUUAUCUAGUAGCAGAGCUCCUAGUCCAAAAGGGAAACAGAAACUAAUGAAGUUGCAGCCCAAAAAUGACCAGAAUACCUCAGUGUCUUAUGCCAGGACUAGCUCUCCUUUCUCAUCUCCUGUUUCAGAUGCUGCUGAAGGACUUUCACUGUAUUUACUUGAUGAUGAACUGGAUGGGCCAUUUUCUUCAUCCAGCUUCAGUGGAUAUAGCCGAAGUGGAAAUAGCCAUGACCCAGGGAAAGCCAAAUCAUUUCGAAAUAGAGUUUUGCCAAUUAAACAAGAUCACUCCCUUGAUGGACCCCUUACAAAUGGUGAUGGCAGAGAGCCCCGGACAGGAAUCAAGAGAAAACUACUUAGUGCAUCAGAAGAUGAAAGCAUGGGAAGAGAAGAGAAAGAGAAAAAAGAAACAAAAGAGAAAUCGCAUUUAUCUUCCUCAGAGAGUGGAGAGUUAGGAUCCAGUUUAAGUUCUGAAAGUACCUGUGGUUCUGAUUCUGACUCUGAAUCAACUUCCAGAACAGAUCAAGAUUACGUAGAUGGAGACCAUGACUAUAGCAAAUUCAUACAAACUAGGCCUAAAAGAAAACUCAGAAAGCAAUAUGCCAAUGGAAAAAGAAACUGGAAGACAAGAGGCACGGGAGGAAGAGGCAGAUGGGGCAGAUGGGGUAGAUGGAGUAGAGGAGGAAGAGGAAGAGGAGGCAGGGGACGAGGUAGUCGAGGAAGGGGUGGAGGUGGCACAAGAGGGAGAGGGAGAGGGAGAGGAGGAAGAGGUUCUUCUAGAGGAGCCACCAGAGCCAAACGUGCACGUAUUGCAGAUGAUGAAUUUGAUACCAUGUUUUCAGGACGUUUCAGUAGACUGCCUCGAAUUAAAACAAGAAACCAAGGCAGGAGGACUGUUUUAUAUAAUGAUGAUUCUGAUAAUGACAAUUUUGUGUCCACUGAAGAUCCUCUGAAUCUUGGUACAUCCAGAUCAGGCAGAGUGCGUAAAAUGACAGAAAAAGCCAGGGUUAGCCAUCUCAUGGGAUGGAAUUAUUAACAGUUAAUAAAUUUAGAAUAAUUUAAAAAAUUCAAUGGCCUUCUACUGCAGGGAAUUUACCAGGAAAUCUACAAAGCAAGUUGUGUGGGGACUUCUGCUUCCUUUCACAUUGGUGCUUUUCCAUUAUGCCAGUAUACAUUUGUUUUCAAGACUUUUAAUCUCCACACUUCAUUUGUUCAAACAAGCCUUACUCAUUAGGCCUUAAAUUUAAAAAAAAAAUUCUACACACACACACACACACACACACACACACACACACACACACCACAGACACUACAGAUAUACUACAUAAAGGAGCAUUCAGCUUCUUAGAGUAGCAUGACAUUUUUAUCUCAAUGGAAUAUCCCUCUUUUGCUUUUGUAUCACAGAAGUAUAGCACCUUCUUACAGAGUUUUAUAUAGUUUGUUUUUGCCAUUUUGAUUCCUGUACCAGUAAUAAUAACUUUUGCACAAUACACCAAUCCUAAAGGCAGCUAUUAAAUGUUUACAGUUUCUAUAUUGUAAGAACGAUCUGGAUUAUUUUACUCUUCCCAGGCCAAACUUUCAUGAAUUGUACUGAACUGAAGUAUAUAUUUAUACUACAGUUUUUUUUGGGGGGUGGGGGGUUCUUAAUAUGCUUUUCAUUGAUUUGCUUAAUUCAUGUUAAAGGUGAGAAAGGGUUGGUGCCUUGUAAAUAUGUAGCAAAUCUUUGUGGUGUGUCCUGAUGUGUGCAUUAACUUUAUUAAAAAAGAAUACUUGAGGUAUCAAUCUAGAUAAGGUGCCAAAUGCAAAAGUUUCUUGCAUCCAUUUUCUUUUCCCUGUUAUAUUUUAUUGCAUUAAUAGAACUUGUAUAGCUUAAAGAAUAACUUAAACAUUUGAAGAAUCCUCAUCCACAAAGAAUAACUGAAUAGUAGCUCAGCUACCUCUAUUAACUACAACUACUGGAAACAUUAAGUAAAAUUGAUGCCGUUAUUCCUUACUGACUAAGGAGAAAUAGAACAAGCUUGGUGGGAAUGAAUACUCAUAAAUUAUAAGCUGAGAGGUUGUUAAUAAUUGUAUCAGCUCUCAAAUUAAUAGUUGUAAUUAAACUUUCUUAAGUAUAGUAUGUUCUACCUUAUUAGGCUUUUCUUAGAACAUAUUUGUGUAAGUAGACAUGAUCAACUGCUUAUAUGUCUCUUCUACCACUUACUCUUUAACAGCUGUGGGUGACUGGUUUUGAAUUUUAAAAUGUAACACAGCACCUAGUUUGAGUGUUUUGGCUAGCUAAUAUUUUGAAUCAACGUUCUGCUCAUACCAUUCCAAAGGGUUCUUCUGUUAUAAUCUUUCAGAAAAGAACCUCGUUGCACUGUACACUGAUAUUUUGAGUCAUUAUUGUAUAAAUGAAAAAAAUCUUUUAAAACUAUGGUCUUGUUUACAGCAGUAGAGUGCACAUGAUUUCGUAAGUGAGCUUGAGUUCCAAAAUCAAUUUUACUCCUCAAUUUGAAAGAUUGUAAAUUCGCUAAUUCAUUAGAUGCUUAGAUUUUUGAGGUAAGAAGGAUAAUGCUGAUACCUGUUUUUGUAACAACAGAUUUGUUGUACAUAGAUCAGACUUGAGGAAUGAAAGAAACUUCUUAAUGUAUGCUUAGUAAUCCCAGGAUAUUUCUUAAGCUAAUGUAUUUGUCUCAUUCUUUCAAUCAUUUCAUGCAUCUGAAAAUCCUUAAGUGCAGAGGGAAGGAGUACACACAUAACUUUGCUUUUUUGGUUGGGCUGGGUGGGGUUUAUUCUUAGAUCAACAUCUUUAAGCAAUUUUCACUUGCAGUAGAAAUGAUGUUCAGGCUUUAAGAAAGUAUUGUGAAUUAUUAAUGGAACUAACUUAUGUUACUGGACAGUAGAUCAAGCUGAUUUUUUGGUUGUUGUAGUCUUCUUGUCACUAAACCAAAACUGCUUCUGGUUGUAACUGCCACCUUUACCCAUAAUAUAGAUUCAAAAAUGUUCAUGUUUGAAAUUCUACACUUGAUUUUUGCUAAAGUGUACUAUUUUAGUUAUUCAUCUCUUGGACAUUUAGACUAAAUUUUUGUUUGUGUUUUCCUGGAAUUGAUAACACUUUGGCCUACCCUAUUCAAGGUAACAUGUUCCUUAAAUUCAUGGAUAUACCCAAAUGUGUAUCAUGUGUAUCAUUUUAGUGUGAAAAUUUUUUUGACAUUCUUCUAUGAAGAGCUGAACUCUUUAAAUGUAGAAGAAUUGCCAUUUGUGUGAUUUAGCUAUCUCAAGCUUUAUUUAUAAUUUAUUUUGAAAAAUAAAAAUGGCACAUUUAUUUCCCAAAUGUCAAGAUUUUCUAGGUUUAGAUAAUUAGAGUACUAAGGUUGAAGACAUUUUUAAGCAUAUUUUAUAUGUAGUGAAAUACUGUGAAAAUACUAGUGAACAGCAUUUUGCUGUAAUGUUGAUUUCUGUUAUUAGAAUUUAAAGAGUUAGUCACCAGGGUAUGUUAGAUGAAUGUAGUUAUCAUUUAAUAUAAAACAAACAGAUCAUUUUCUGUUUGCAUGCAAAUUAUUUUAGUAAGUGUGAAAAUAAAAGUUUGGAAGACAAUAUUUUACUUUUAUAUCUGGACUCCCCAUCCCCCUCCAAUUUAUACUUUGCUUUUUUUGUAAUACGGCCUCCAGUGAAUGUGUUUGUAAUUUGUAUUACAUUGAAUAGUUUAUCACUUUAAUUUUUUAGAAAUCCUUUAAACCUAAUUAAGAUCUGGGUUUAGCCAUAGUGAAGCAAGUAGAAAAUGAGCUAAGAAUUUUGAAGAAAAGUCUAUAAAUCUUAAGUGAAUUAAGACAAAAAACACUGUUAUGUUUAGAUCCAUGCGAGCAUAUACAUGUACAAAUCUAUUCCUAUGCCAGAUACUAAUUGUCAAUGAAUUGUAAUAUUUCUCAUGAAUGCUAAUAAUAUUUUAAUUCCAAGCUUUAAAAUUUUAGCAUGUAUAUCGUUUAUGAAAACAGAAUUGUGUGUUAUGGCUUACUGUGUAUCUUUCAGCAAUAGGAUGCUCUCCAAAACAUUCACUAGCUUAUUAGCGUACUGACUAAAUUUGUGUGUGUGUGUGUGUGCGUGUGUGCGUGUGUGUGCACGCGUGUGUGGGCUUCUCUAUGUAGAUUUUUUUUCAUCAACUGGACAGUUUAUCUCAGACAUUAAAAAAAGAAGUUGGUAUGGAUAGUUGUAUUCACUGUCUACCAGUUCAUUGCUUCUGUUGUAAAGUGCUUAGCCUGUAUAUAUACUGCUUAAUCAUCCAUAUCAUUAUGCCUUUUAGAUAAACUAGCUUUUGUCAUA